AUGGUCAGGAAAUUUGUGCUCUUGUCCUUAUUGAUAUCAAUAAGUGAGGGUAGAGAAGGUCGAUAUCUGGAUGCUCCAGAAGUGAAGAGCGUGUCCCUAGUGGAACCGGAAGGAUUGUACGUUCAGUGGUCGCCGGUGACGCAGAGGCAGGAUGACCCAGUGAUUGGAUAUAAGAUACGCAUUUGGGAAAUACCAGAGUCAUCAGACACGGAAAUUCAGUUAAUCAAUGCAAACAAAUUUCCAGGUGUUAUAAGAGACGAGAAAGUCCAACAGACAUUUAGUAUGAACAAUUCGAACCCAGCAACCAGAGAAGUCAUUAUAAAUAGCCAAGAGUCCAAACUGUAUAUGGUGACAGUUGAUAAAAUCAAAUAUAACACGAUUUACGAAGUGCGGGUAUUGGGGUUUAAAAGAGACGUCGAUGGGCCGCUAUCUGUUCCCGUGAGAAUUAAGAUUGUGAAGGGCAGCGGGUACCAGGUCGUAUUGCAGAGGACGAUGUCUGGGUGCCAAGUCACUGUACCGGCUGAAGUCGAAUACAGCGGCGAUCCAUACCCCUAUCAGUAUAAUUCUUUCUUCUAA
Messenger RNA from Leptosia nina, 576 nucleotides. The record is from the annotation of a GenBank genome assembly. Lineage: Eukaryota; Metazoa; Arthropoda; Insecta; Lepidoptera; Pieridae.